Chenopodium quinoa (quinoa) is the source of this 2295-nucleotide messenger RNA. Its product is annotated as mannose-6-phosphate isomerase 2-like. The coding region runs from base 674 to 2110 and encodes 478 amino acids. The transcript is spliced from 5 exons. Gene Ontology annotation, molecular function: zinc ion binding; mannose-6-phosphate isomerase activity. Gene Ontology annotation, cellular component: cytosol. The record is from RefSeq and is a predicted model, not a curated record. NCBI's taxonomy places the organism in Eukaryota, Viridiplantae, Streptophyta, Magnoliopsida, Caryophyllales, Amaranthaceae. Gene Ontology annotation, biological process: GDP-mannose biosynthetic process; carbohydrate metabolic process.
UUUUUUUUACCAUAAAAAAUAUUAAAUCUGUUAAAAAAUCAUUUUUUUACCUUAAAAAGAAAAAAUUACUGCAAAAUAUCUUUCGUCAUCCCUUUUCAACGACUCAACUGCCUAUUUCCCCCCUUUUUUCACCCCACCGACCCUCUUCAUUCAACUCCAUCUUCUUCUUCUUCUUCUUCUUCUUCUUCCUCCUAAUUCUCUCUCUUCAAUCUAAAUUUUCUGACUAUUUUUACAGAAUUUAAUUCUUUCUUUUUCAAUACAAAACAAAUUUAAUUAAACCCUUAAUUUUGUUUGAUUUUAUACCUUUCAAAUUACUCUUCUCUUUCUCUCUCCUACGAUACCACACAAACAAACACAUCCUCUGGAUCUCAAUCUUCCUAUUCUUCUUUCUUUCUACAUCAAUUUCUCACUUUUUUUCCUUUUCUAUAUAAAACCCAAACAUUUGUUUUAACAAUGACACACAAUUUCCAUUGUUUUCAAUACACCUCCUUCUUCUUCUCUUACCAUCUAUCAUCAAUCAAUCCCUAAUUUCACUUCAGUACAUCAUCUACAUUUGUGGGUAUCAAUCAAUUUUGGGAAUUCUUUAUCAAAAUUCAUUCUUUUUUAAUUUUGAUUUCUGGGUUUUGUUUGAAUUUUGGUGGGGUUUUCUUUCAAUUUUUUAAAUUCCUUCUCAAUGACUGUCGAGUUUGCGGAUGAUGUUUCAUACUUAACUUUUCUACCAAUUUCAUUGAUUUUUGUUGUGAUUUGUUUGGUUUCAUUGUUGAAGAAGAAGAGUAAAGGGGUAAUGGCGUUCGAUGAUGGUGUUUUCUGGAAUGAGCAUAGGCUUCAGAGGUUGAAAUGUUCUGUAAAAAAUUAUGAUUGGGGUAAAAUUGGGAGUGAUUCUGAGGUUUAUAGAUUGUUUAGUGCCAAUUCUGAGGGUAAUAAGUUGGAUCCAAACAAACCCUAUGCUGAAUUUUGGAUGGGUACUCAUGAAUCUGGUCCAUCUCAUGUGCUCAAAAAUGGGAAUAUUUUUGCAAAUGGAUUUGGUGCUAAGAAUAGCAAAUUUGGGGAUUUUGAGGGUGACACUCUCAAGUCUUGGAUUGAGAAGAACCCUAAUGUGCUUGGUCAUAAGGUUGUUGACAAGUGGGGUUAUGAUCUACCCUUUUUGUUUAAGGCGUUGUCGGUCGCAAAGACACUGUCAAUACAAGCUCACCCAUGCAAGGAGUUGGCUAAGAAAUUGCACAUUAGGGACCCACUUGUUUACAAGGAUGGCAAUCAUAAGCCAGAAAUGGCUCUUGCAUUAACAAAGUUUGAGAUCCUUUGCGGAUUUGUCAGUAUCGAGGAACUCCAAAGGAUUCUUAAAGGUGUUCCAGAAAUAUCACAAUUGGUUGGUGCUGCAGUUGUGGAUCAGCUGCUGAACAUUACCCCAGAAGAUGGGGAAGAUACAGUUAAAAUUGCCUUGAAACAGCUGUUUACUCAAAUUAUGUCAGCAAGUGAGCAUGUGAUUGCUGAGGUGCUGUCUCAGUUGAUUCCUCGUCUGAGGAAGAAGGAGGAGUUAACAUCAGAGGAGAAGCUGGUCCUACGGCUUGAAAAGGAGUAUCCGGGUGAUGUGGGUGUGCUGGCAGCUUUCCUUAUGAACUAUGUAACGCUAAACCCUGGUGAAGCAUUAUGCUUGGGGGCAAAUGAACUACAUGCAUAUGUAUCUGGUGAUUGCAUUGAGUGUAUGGCAACUUCAGAUAAUGUUGUUCGGGCUGGUUUAACUCCCAAAAAGAGGGAUGUUAAAACAUUAUGUGAUAUGCUCACAUACAAACUGGGCCGACCCGAUAUACUUAGGGGCUUCAACGUAGAGGGUACUAAUGGAGUCACAAAAAGGUACCGUCCUCCAUUUGAAGAGUUUGAGGUUGAUCAUUGUGAUCUUCCUGAAGGAAAAUCGACAAAGUUUCCGUCAAUGGCUGGUCCAUCGUUAUUUUUGGUCACUGAAGGGACUGGAAUAAUCAAAACAGCCUUUUCUGCGGAGAUGGUAAGAGUAGGUGAUGUGUUAUUUGCACCAGCGAAUACAAAGAUAACCAUAGAAUCUUCUGGUAGAAGGUUGCAACUGUACCGAGCUGGAGUGAACAGUAAAUUCUUGUGAUCUGAAGGCUAAGUUGCAUAAUUUUUCAGAUUUUUUUGGGCAGCCCCUAAUGCAUCAUAAUUUCACUAUUUUGAGAUUAAUGUAUCUAUGUAUUUGUUGAUUUUAAGCAAAAGGGCUUCUGUUGUACACAUGCUACACAAAAAAAUUAUAUAGUAAAAAGUAGUAAGAGAAAUUUCUUACAUCUC